Molecule: messenger RNA, 747 nt
Organism: Trichoderma aggressivum f. europaeum
Lineage: Eukaryota; Fungi; Ascomycota; Sordariomycetes; Hypocreales; Hypocreaceae
Exons: 1
Coding region: 1-747 (248 amino acids)
Molecular function (GO): acyltransferase activity, transferring groups other than amino-acyl groups
Source: RefSeq, a predicted model, not a curated record
AUGGCAGACAAGCCCCAGAACGACAACGACAACGCCAACGAUGCGCUCGCCGACACGCCGGAGCUCUCCUACAGAGUGGUCACGCGAGACCAGGAGAAGCAGGACGCGCUGCACCUAGUCGCUGACAGCAUCGCGCAGCAGCGCCAAACCGCCUCUGCGGCCAUCAUCUUCAACCCGCUCUGCAUCGCGGGGCUGUUCGCCAUGUGUGCUGGUGCAUAUCACCAAUACCAGCAUGCAGGCGUCGGUACCCUCAUGACAAUGAUUUGUGGCUCCAUCAUCUUGUAUCUGUCGUUCGUUCGGUUCUAUACGUCGGGUUAUAUUCAGCGAGCCGAGGAAUUUCGAUGGAGAGACCUCAUCACCGGCCCUGACGGCAAGCAAGACACCGUCAUCGCAGCCGUCUACGGCGACAACAUCAUCGGUACCGUCGUGCUGAGGCUGGAGGGCGAGGAGAUGAACAAGAAGAAGAAGGGCGCUGUGCAGCCCAGCACACUUGGUCGAGGCAUCAUCCGCGCCUGGACCACCAAGAUGCGAUACCGAGGAAAGGGAAUCGGCUCGGAUCUGCUGCACUACGCGGUGCAGACGACAACCCGUGCGUUUGGCCCAACCGCCAGCGUCGAAUUCGAUCCCAACCACCCAAACAGCAAGCACCCCAUUCCCGACAUGUUUCUCGGAACAUUCAAGAAGCGCCAGCAAAGGGCAGAAAAGGCGCUGAGACAGGCGUUGAACCAUCAAGGAAAACCGAGAUGA